CCCGCUCCCAUUCCUCCCCAUCCCGCCCUCUCGCCCGCACCCUCCGCCGUUCCCCGCGUUCUCCUCGGCCCCAGUUUCCGCACCAUUGGCCCGGCUGGCAGCGCUGUGUGCCCGAUUGGAGGAGGUGUCCGUCCGUCAGGGCGCGGUGCCCGCCCCGUUCCCGGCGGCGCGGAGGUGGCGGAGAGCGGCAGCRGCGGCGGUGGCAGCAGAUCAGAAUGGUCUUGGCUCAAACCUUCACUGUCUCCCUGCUGAAGUAAGUGCUGAAAAUCGCAUCUCCUGGACAGGCUGGUCCUCGCUGCCCCACGAAGCCACCCUGGCCACCAGCCCACCUCCAUCUGCCCCUGGACUCUGCAUUCCUGUUCAUGGCAAUGCCCCAGAACUCCACCAGAGARAAUGGCUUUUGUUUCGCUCCGAGCCUCGACUUCUCCUGCCCAUCCCCUCGUCCCGGCGAGGCUGGCCGGACCUUGGGUACUGUGAGCGGGAGGGAUGGCCACAACCCCUCCCUGAGCAAUGGCAUCACCUCCUUGGGGGCCACCAGCCCCUCGGACUCGUGUGCCGAGCCCCUGUGCUCCGACACCCCGGCCGAGGAGGGCACGCCGCUGGAAGAAGGGAUUAAAUACGUGUCCGCCGACGGGGAGGAGCUGGCCUGCGGCUGGGGGGGCUUCACCCCGGGCUGCCUGCAGCUCUGCAACACCUCCAAAGGGGUYCUGUUCUUCCUCUGCGUGGCCUCCUUCCUGCAGGGCAUGACGGUGAACGGCUUCAUCAACACCGUCAUCACCUCCAUCGAGCGCCGCUUCGACCUGCGCAGUUACCAGAGCGGGCUGAUCGCCAGCUCCUACGACAUCGCCGCCUGCGUCUGCCUCACCUUCGUCAGCUACUUUGGGGGGAACGGCCACAAACCCCGCUGGCUGGGCUGGGGCGUGCUGCUCAUGGGUUUGGGCUCGCUGCUCUUCGCCCUGCCCCACUUCACCACGGGGCGCUACGAGGCGCGCUCGGCGGCCGAGCUGGGGGUUUGUGGGGGUAACCAGAGCUUGCCCUGCUCCCAGGCUGCCUCCAGCCUCUCCAGCUACAGGUUUGUGUUCAUGCUGGGGCAGUUCCUGCACGGGAUGGGAGCCACGCCGCUCUACACGCUCGGCGUCACCUACCUAGAUGAGAAYGUCAAGACCAGCUACUCCCCUGUGUACAUUGCUGUUUUCUACACUGCUGCAAUCCUUGGGCCUGCAGCGGGUUAUCUGGUAGGAGGAAUGUUUCUAAAUAUUUAUACUGAAAUUGGCAGAGAGAUCGACAUCGCCCCUGAGAACACGCUCUGGGUGGGGGCCUGGUGGAUCGGCUUCCUGGGCGCUGGGGCUGCUUCCCUCCUCAUCUCCAUCCCCAUCCUGGGCUACCCCCAGCGCCUGCCAGGGUCCCAGCGCUACAUYGUCAUGAGGGUGUCAGAGGCUCAUCAGCUGAAGGAUGGCAGCCACAAAAAAGCGUCAGACCCCGACUUUGGGAAAACAGUGAAAGAUCUGCCUCGAUCAGUGCUGCUGCUUCUGAAGAACCCCACCUUCAUCUUCCUCUGCUUAGCAGGAGCAACCGAAGCAACGCUGAUUGCAGGGAUGUCCACGUUUGGACCCAAAUUCCUGGAGUCUCAGUUUAGUUUAAGUGCCUCUGAAGCUGCCACCUUUUUUGGUUAUCUGGUCGUGCCAGCCGGAGGGGGAGGCACAUUCCUGGGAGGAUUCCUCGUGAAUAAAUUCAAACUGCGCUGCUCAGGAAUCAUCAAGCUGUGUUUGCUUUGCACAGUGUCAAGUCUGCUGGCCAUAUUCAUUUUUUUUAUCCACUGCCCUAACAUGCCCAUGGCAGGAGUGACCCAGAUGUACAAUGGAAGUGCUUUGCCAGGGGGGCACCUCAAYCUGACAGCAGCCUGCAAUGCCCAUUGUGGCUGUUUGCAGGACACCUACAGCCCUGUCUGUGGCACUGAUGGCAUCAUGUAUUACUCCCCCUGCCAUGCUGGCUGCAAAAAGGUGUCUGAAAACCUCAGGAAUGGCAAGAAGGUCUAUCACGAGUGCAGCUGUGUUGACAAAGCCCUCCUGCCUGGCCCUGGCGAUGCAGAGGCAGGGAAAUGCACCUCCUCCUGUGACAAAAGACCCUUGCUCCUGUGCUUCAUGUUCGUGGUCAUCCUCUUCACCUUCCUGAGCAGCAUUCCUGCCCUGACUGCCACUCUGAGGUGUGUCUCCGACAGACAAAGGUCCUUUGCGCUCGGGAUCCAGUGGAUCGUGGUACGAACAUUAGGAGGCAUCCCUGGCCCCAUUGCCUUUGGAUCCAUGAUUGAUAAAUCCUGCCUGCUCUGGCAGGACCAGUGUGGCGAGCAGGGCUCGUGCUACGUUUACCAGAACUCGGCCAUGAGCCGGUACACCCUCRUCGCUGGACUGGUCUACAAGGUGCUCGGGACAACCUUCUUCAUCRUCGCCUGUUUACUCUACAAACCCCCACCUGCAGAGUCAGCUCCAGGCAGCUCAGAUGCAUCUGAAAAUGGCACCAGUGACCUCCAGGAGCACAAGCCUUCACUGCCAGCUGAAGAGGAUAUAUAGCACUGUCCACGUGCAAGGGACUUUCUCAGCCUCAGAAACACAAGGRGAAGAUGUUAUGC
Molecule: messenger RNA, 2626 nt
Organism: Malurus melanocephalus (red-backed fairy wren)
Lineage: Eukaryota; Metazoa; Chordata; Aves; Passeriformes; Maluridae
Gene: SLCO4A1
Product: solute carrier organic anion transporter family member 4A1
Exons: 12
Coding region: 363-2567 (734 amino acids)
Biological process (GO): transmembrane transport; sodium-independent organic anion transport
Cellular component (GO): membrane
Molecular function (GO): protein binding
Source: RefSeq, a predicted model, not a curated record